UCUUAUAAGUCGUUGAUAUUCAGAAGGGUAUUGAUUGUCGAAUAAUCGCAGCAUUGCGUAUUCUUAAUGAUACUUUGUUUGUCGUAUGUUGCUAGGGCAUAGGAGGAACAUCUACCCACAUUUGGUGGUUAUCAGCUAUUCACAAGCGAUUCGACUAGUUCAUUAUAAUAACGAAUAUGGCUGAAAAGAAAAUUGACCUCAAAUGUGCUUUCUGUGGCGACGACAGUGAUAUGCAGUGUUCAUUCUGUCGUUCUGUGUAUUACUGUUCCAAGGAAUGUCAGAAAAAGCACUGGCCAUAUCACAAAAAUUUCUGUUCCGUGGCCACUCAACCGGAAAAUGGAAAAGAAUCAGAGGGGCGAUUAUGCAGACACUGUAAAAAAUAUCCCGAAAAGUUGUAUGCAUGUUCGGGAUGCAAAAGUACCUCAUAUUGUUCCAAAGAAUGUCAAAAAUUUGACUGGAAGAAUGGACAUAAACAUGAAUGCCCGCAGCAAAUCCGAUGCCGAUGAAUCCAGUAACGCUUGCGUUGAAUGUGGAAGACAAUGCGAUACGAAACGAUGCGCACGGUGUAAAAGUGCAUUUUAUUGUUCUGUGAGAUGCCAAAAGACACAUUGGCCACAUCAUAAAUUAUUUUGUCACAAAGAAACUGUCCCACAAGAACCACAACCUUCUUCUACCACAGCAUCUCCUAUUUGCGCAUAUUGUAGGGUGAAUGAUUGCUCCGUUAGCUGUGAGUCAUGUAAAUUGGUGUUUUAUUGUUCGCAAAAUUGUCAAAUGAAAGACUUGGAAAAGCAUAAAUCACUAUGUCGUAAAAAAUCAGUCAGAAACAAAGAAACCCUCUCGGAAGAUUUAUGUACGAUAAUGGGUCUUGUCACUCCCGAAGAGCAUGGCGGAAUAAACUCAAAUGAUACAAAACAGUUUCCCGACUUUCAGAAAAUUGGUGAAAGCUAUGCCAGGGGAUUGCAUUGUAAUAAGUGUGGGAAAAAAGAUAAUGUUCGUCCCUGUAAACGUUGCAAAUCCACCACGUACUGCUCUACUGCCUGCGAAAAUUCUGACAAUCACGAGAAAAAAUGCAGAAGCAUGCAGUUUUUGAAUUCACUACCGGGACGUUCAGUUAAGAGUGGACAAUCUGAUUCGGGUUUAUAUGUAGCAACCAUAUCUAAUUUUCCACCACAUUCAUGGUUAUCAAAUAAAGAUCCAAUGCUAGCAGAAGAUGGGGCUGAUUUAAACUUGAUCGUGGAAAGGUCUGACGAAGACAGACAGAAAGCAAUAUUGUGUGUGAAGCAGAAGCAAUCAUUUCAAUCUCUGAUAACCCGUGUCAGAGAAAUACCUAUGGAGGAAAUGUCCAUAUCUGGAAGUAACAUAUGUCAUAUUCCUAAUGCAAGGUGAAGAUAACGAACAGUGAUCAAUCUCAUAACUCCUACAAGCAAUACAAAAUAGAUAGUUGGGCAAACACGGACCCCUGGACACAACAGAGGUGGGAUCAGGUGCCUAGGAGGAGUAAGCAUCCCCUGUUGACCGGUCACACCCGCCGUGAGCCCCUAAUGUUUUCCUAGCCUAUAUACGACGGUAUCACAGCUACAGAGGAAGACACAAUGUCUACUUACAGGAUUCUGAGAGAAGAGAAAUAUAUGCGAGUUUCUACCUCCCCAGAGACGACCCUACUCCAUAUUUCCAGUGGAGUCAAUUGGUUCCAGGAAAAUUUAUUGCAAUAUCAUACCCUUGCAUUCACCAUUUCAAUGAUGGUUCGUUUGGCUUACGUGUUGACAAGGCAAAACACGCAACGUGCUUUGAAAUCUAGUACCUGAUUUUGAAUUACUGCACUUUAUACCCGAAAGGCUACAAAAUAGAUAUCACUUGGUGAAUGACUGAACUAUCUUCAUCAAUCACCAUUGUAUAUUCCCAUACGUAUAGGAUAUUCAUGACAUAAUUAUAAUUUCGUAGAAAACUAUUUUUGAUGUUUUUUGUUUGCGUUUAGAAUUAAUAUUAUAGAUAUAGUGCUUGUAUUUCUAAAUAUCUAUGUAACAUAUACAAUGGUUUGUUGACUGAUAAUCUUUUAUUUAAAGACGGCCUAUAAUCGUUAUGAUCAAAAUAUAUUUUCCUUAAAACAGACGUUUGUAGGAGUUAUGCGAUUGAUCAUUGUUCGUUAUCUUCACCUUACAUUGAGAAAUGAAUACGCCCCCUUUACCUGUAUAAUGGGGAAACACAACUUCUAAUGCUGUAAAUAAUAAAAUUGCUAACAAAAUAUUGAGAUAAUUUGUCGAUUACUUUCCCUUACCGCUUUAACAUGGUGUCUAUUAUGUAUAAUAAUUAACAAAAUUCUUAUUUUAUAAUCAUUGUUCCGUCUCUAAUUUCUUUUCUGACGCAUCUGUUCAUAUAUAAUUUGAAGAUUGCAAAUUAUACAUGUCUACCAGACACCCAUGCACUGUUAAAUACAGGUAUCUAGCUGCGAUGGGCAUUGAAAAAUAAACCUAAUGCUUGCUACUCAUUUUGCAAUCGCAGUUUUUAUAUAUGCUACAUGUAUAUUGUUUGAUAUGUCAAUAAUAUAAUGGUGUGAUGGAUUUUAGAAUCUUUGUUCUGCUAAGCUACCAAAACUGAUAUUCUUCACUAUAUGUAUACCGCUAGCUGUACAAUAUCGGAACUUCCAAAUUAAACAGAUGU
This is a messenger RNA of Ostrea edulis (European flat oyster), 2658 nucleotides long. RefSeq lists its product as uncharacterized. The coding region runs from base 337 to 1386 and encodes 349 amino acids. Gene Ontology annotation, biological process: regulation of transcription by RNA polymerase II. The transcript is spliced from 4 exons. Gene Ontology annotation, cellular component: nucleus. Lineage: Eukaryota; Metazoa; Mollusca; Bivalvia; Ostreida; Ostreidae. The record is from RefSeq and is a predicted model, not a curated record. Gene Ontology annotation, molecular function: DNA-binding transcription factor activity, RNA polymerase II-specific.